GCGCUGACAGCCGAGGAUUGCUUCUGCAGACCUUCCUAGGAAAAGCUCCUUGGCCCCUUUCGCUUUUAUUCCUUCGACCACAGCAUUGGCCUCGAUCCUCGCAACCACAGCCACAGCUGCAGAGCUUUCGGCGAGCUACCUCGUAGACGGGACCGCCAUCGGGGCGCCGUUCCAUCAUGGCGCGCUCCCACACACGCCAUGUCUCCUAUCCCCGCCUACUCGUCUUGGGCGUGGCCAUCCUGCUCUCGCUCUCGAGCACCCCUGCGCUCGCCCAGUCCGGUGUACUGAACACUUUGACCAAGGUAGCCAGUGCCACGGCCACCGCAACCAGUGUCGCCGCUGCUUCGAAUCCUACCAUUGAGCUCUCAAAUACCCAGGUCCCCUUUGUACUUCAGGGGCCUGCUCCAGCCCAUGUGAACCACAGAGGAAGGCCUCGAGUACAGAAUGAGUUCUCACAAUGCUCAAACCUCAAUGGCCUCGACAUGGCAGAGCCUCAGAAUAGGCUCAACUUGUCGGCAGUCUAUGCACAGUACGAAGACUCUCCGGAGAGUAGCGUGCUGGGCGAAGCUCCCCACAAGGCCGUGCUACGGAUACUCGGCGUGGGCGAGAUCGCCAGUCAGGCAUAUGGAGCAAAUGCGAGCUACUUCAGUGCAAUUCAAGCCACCACAAAUUACCUCAACUUCGGCGUCUUCAGCAAUCUCACCUACCUCUGCGAUAACAUCUACCCUACUGCCCCAGACACCACUCAGGAGUAUGUCGGUCACAGUUCCUGUACAUACGGACCUGGAGAGGUCGCGUUUGAAGUCAAUGUACCUCUCAAUGCCACCUACCAGAUGGGGACACUCUGGACUCAGAUCCUCCUCAUAGACUACUCUCAGCCGGCCCGAGUCAUCGCCUGCGUCGACGUCCCCGUGUCCCCUUAUCUGGACGAAGAUGCGUGGUAUUGGACCCUGAUGUUCUGGCUGCCGAUAGCUCUCUUUGUCGGCUACUUUGUGUCAGUCUCGAUGGCUCGUGCCAUCACAGCUGCUACGACAAGGUCUAGGGCAUUCAAGAAUCGUGCGCGAGAAGGAAGCUCGCCUUCCUUCCUGAGGGAUCAUCUGAACCCUGUCAUCAUCUCGGCGCUGAGCGGCCAGGGGAUGGUCCUUUCACCGGCUCUGCUACGCUUUGCUACUCCCGGCUGCUGGGAGAUCCUCUUUCACUUGCAAUUCGUGGCGAUGCUCGGAAUGCUUGCCGUCAGGUGGCCCGAUUUCAGCUACCCCUUCUUCCGCCAAGCAGCUUGGGCUUCUCUCCUCGGCAAUAUGACUCUCAUCCCAAACGAAAGCUCAUACCAAUUCGGUCCAACAUUUUCAAAUGCCACCCUGCCCACCGGAGAUAUCGGGACGCAGAUGAGCACUCCUUCCAGCAUCCUGUACAUGGACGCCUCGGUACCGCAAGCACUGCUCAGCCUGGGGGGCAAUGGUCCUUAUACUGGCCUCUCUGCAUUCGCUUCCAUGAUCGGACUUGACGACUCCGGACUCUUCUCGACGUGUGUCGCCAUCUGGCUCAUCGUUGUCGCCAUCUUUGUAGCAGUGGCCAUUGUAGGCUGGUUCAUUGACACAAUCGCAUUGGCAGCGACCAAGCUUCAACGCAGGAGAGAAAAUCGACUGGACUACCAAUUAGCAGACCCUGGCGCGGCUGGCCUUCACUCGCAGAAAGACGGCGAGCUGUUCAUGGAUGCCGACGGCAACGUCAAGGAUGCGAGGAACUCCUAUUAUGGAUUCCUCGGGUCCUGGCCUCGAGGCUUCAAUCCAAGCCCACACCUACACUGGGCUGCUCUGCACGGCAACAUUGUGCGAGCAGUGGUCAUGUUCCACUUGCCGAUCACCAUUCUCUCGGUGAAUCAGUUCGCCAAUGCAAGUGAGAACAAUUUCUCCACCAAGUCCGUCAUUCUGGCUUCGGUAGCAUUCGCCAUCAUCUCAGUCAUCCUCCCUGCAUACCUGGUCUGGCGGAUCGCAUCGAGCCCAGCUCGAAAACUCUACGACGACAUUGAGACUCUUCUGGCCCUGGGUCCGGUCUACAACACCUACUCCCCCGGAAGUCAGCUCUUCUAUGCCGUGACGCUGUCGUACUCACUGAUUGCCGGCAUCGUUGUUGGAGCGUCGCAGCGGUCUGGCUCGGCGCAAGCCAUCAUCCUCCUCGUUCUUGAAGUAUCCAUGGGCCUCGCAUCGAUGCUCUGGCUUCCUUGGGGAGAAGGCGGGAUGAUGGGUCCGAUCUGCUUCUUCACCACCGCUCUACGGGUUGGCUCCGUGGUCCUGGUGGUCCUCCUCACCCCGAUCGUCGAUCUGUCAACGCGAGCCUCGGCAUGGAUCACCUAUGUCGUUCUGCUACUACAAGGCAUCUUCUUCGGCGUUCUCACAUUGAUCUUUCUCGUCAAGAUGCUUGAAGCUAUCAUCAGGAUGCUCUGGAGGGUACCCUACGAUGAGAAGCUGAAUGCUCGAAGUGGCGGAAUCGGCGGAGCGAUCAGGAUGAUCUCAAGAAGGAGGGAUAAGAUUCUCCAGAUGUCGAACCCGAAACGAAGCAGGCGAGGUACUUCCAGCGGAGGCUUCAGCAUAGGUCACAAUAGCUUGUCAGACAUGCCCAGCAUGAAGAAGGGCGACUCGCUGUCUGGCCGCUCGUCCAUGAUGCUCGUUGGACCGGAAGGCUACGCCUCAGGAAGAGACGCAAAUAUCCCCCUCACCCGCUCUAGGCAAGCGUCCUUUGCAAGCUACCUAGACUUUGCCAAUGCUGCCAAUGCCAAUUCGCGCCUGUCACCAGGAGGAGCUGCACCCUUGACCAUCGCAGGCCGGCCUACUUCAGCUACAUCCCCAGGCGGAGACUUCUUCACUAGCGCUGGCGCCUACAAUCAGUACCUCCAGUACGAGCGCAACGACGACGAGAAGCAGAUGAACAACAGCGCGCCGCUUUCAGCCCGCUCUCCUGGGGAGGGGCUGCCAACCCCGAUCGUUGGCUUCGAGCGUGUCUCAGGCCGGAGAAUUGGCGAGACUGGAGCAGAGUACGCCCCGGUGGGCAGGGGACCUGGCGGGCAAGAGCACAAGGAGAAGAGGUCUGCGAGUGGCAAGCAGGCUUCAGAGCUGAGCAGUACAGCCGCUGCUGCCUCGUUUGCCCGAGCUCAAUCGCGCCGCGAGGCUCGACUUGCCGCUUCUGGCUCUACCAAGGGCAAAGGUGCAGGCGCGCCAUCGCGUCGUCGUUCCAAAUUCUUGUCUAGACGAAAGGAACCCUCAGAGGAGGAUCACCUCACGUCGGAAGAGGACGAGAGCAAUUUGGGCGGAACCUGGGGCACCUCUACCCUCAGCACGCAGCAUGGUCCGUGGAACGGUCUUGCUAAGAUGCAAGCGGCUUUGAGCAACUGGAAGGAGAAGCUCGGCGGUGGCGGUGAUGCAGAGGCAGGCAGAGGUGGCUUGGGCGGAAUCUCCGAGGACGAGGGGAUGAUGUCUCCUGGUCCCUCCAGUGGCUUCCAAGUGAUCAGGGCCGCACCCAGGGGUCGAGGUUCUCGCCUUCAGCCUCCAGCAGACAAGGCCGAGAGGGAGCUACAGUACAGCAAUGAUGACCUGCUAGACUCGACGGCGAUGGCGGCCAUGGCCUCGAGUUCUCGCCCGCCCUCAAGCCUAGGCCGGAGUGGGGGAGGACAAAACACCCCGCCUUCUGCACUUCCUGCUGCACGCGGAGAGGCAGAGGAGAGCCGUCGCUACUCGACGGGCAACGGCCUGACGAUUACCCAAGAUCGGGGAUACGCUGGCACGCCCGGCUCUGGAUCCGCUCCGGGAUCAAACGUCUCUGCUGCCCCCGCCCAGCGGCCCCUCUCGGCCACUGCCGCAUCUUACUACGACCCAGCAGCAGCGUUUGGCAUCCUUGGUGCGGAUCUGGCACGCGCACUCACCACUUCUUCCUCUGAGGGACAUGUGGAAGAGGAGCUGGGUGGUGCAACAUCUGGACGAGGAGGUGCAGGAGGGAGGAAAAAGGCAAAAGACGAAGAGCGCUUCUGGCUGCCGCCAACUCGCUUUGGAACUGGUGGCGAGGGCGUCUAUGCUUCUUCUUCUUCUUCUCCUGCUACCGGUGCUGCCUCCGGUGCUGGUGGUGGUGCUGCUGCUACUGCUGCUGCUGGCGCUGCUGGAUCGAGGAGCGACAACCGGCAAUCCCGCAUCGAGUUGCUGGACCCAGAGGAGGACUCGCUCUGGCAUGGACUGCGCUGAAGGAAGGACAGGAUGUUUAUCGACACUCGAUACUUCACACUCGAUACUCGAUACUCGUUAUUUCACACUCGACACUCAUUGGCCGCACGCACGCAUGCUGUGCACAAGGACGUUCCCUACACACGCAUUAUACUGAUUACGCGCGACAUGAUAGAACAUUCCCUCUUCUUUUCGAUUGUCCUGACCCCUGAUCCCUUUGCAAUUCCUUCCUCCUGUAUUCAAAGUCUUCGUCCUUACUCUGUCUCUUCUCCUGCCCCUGAGCCCUUCUGGUAUUCUUCUGUCCGAGCGAAACUAUGUACAAUAUUCGAAUCGAAGCGAAGUCAAUUUACAAUGAGCAGGCGUCAAGAAUUGUGCGUCAGCUUCGGUUUGCUUUGUUCUGGUCUGGUCUGAUUUGAUCUG
Molecule: messenger RNA, 4628 nt
Organism: Microstroma glucosiphilum
Lineage: Eukaryota; Fungi; Basidiomycota; Exobasidiomycetes; Microstromatales; Microstromataceae
Exons: 1
Coding region: 177-4229 (1350 amino acids)
Biological process (GO): transmembrane transport
Source: RefSeq, a predicted model, not a curated record